AUGCAUCUGUAUACAUUCAGGGUAAUGUUCCUUUUUUCCAUGUAGAGGGCAAUAUGUAACAAAGGAUUUUCUUGCUUGCUUUUGAGACAGUUACUAUGUGCUUCUAUUCAGCAUAAUAUGAAUAAAGACCACACACUGUACUGUAGAGCUUACAUCAGAAAUGCCUUCUUCUCUGAGAUAGUCAUCGGGAUUUCAGCCAACAGCUGUCUUCUUCUCUUCCACACCUUCAUGUUCAUUCAUGGGCACAGGCCCAGACUCACUGACUUGCCCACUGGCCUCAUGGCCCUAAUACACUUAGUGAUGCUGUUACUUGCAGCAUAUAUAGCCGGAGACUUUUUUAUGUCUUCGGGAGUAUGGGAUGACAUCACAUGUAAAAUAUUCAUUUUUUUGCACAGGGUUUUCAGGAGCUUCUCUGUUUGUGCCACCUGCCUGUUGAGUGUCUUUCAGGCCAUCAUCCUCUGCCCUCAAAGCUCUCACUUAGCAAAGUUCAAACACACUUUCCUACAUAAGUUCUCAUGUUUCUUUAUUUUACUGAGUAUCUUCUAUACAUCCAUCAGCAGUCAUAUUUUAAUAGCAGCUAUUGCCACACAAAAUCUCACCUCAGUUAAUCUUAUAUACAUCACGGAAUAUUGCUCUUUUUUUCCCAUGAAUUUCUCAAUGCAACACACCUUCUCCACACUGUUGGCUUCCAGGAAUGUCUUCCUUAUAGGUCUCAUGGGCCUCUCAACUUGCUACAUGGCAACUCUCUUGUGCAGGCAUAAGAUUCGUUCCCAGCGCCUUCAGAACUCAAACCGUUCUCCAAAGGCAUCUCCAGAGCAAAGAGCCCUCUGGACCAUUCUAAUGCUUAUGAUCUUCUUCCUGGUGAUGUCAACUUUCGACAGUAUCAUCUCCUACUCAAGAACUAUAUUCCAGGGAAAUCCAUCACUGUAUUGUGUCCAGAUUCUUGUAGCCCAUAGCUAUGCUGCAGUCAGUCCUCUUCUGGUUCUCAGUAAUGAAAAACGUAUAACUAACCUCUUGAUAUCCAUGUAUGAGAGGAUAGUAAAGUUUGAUUUUCUGUGA
Apodemus sylvaticus (European woodmouse) is the source of this 1059-nucleotide messenger RNA. Its product is annotated as vomeronasal type-1 receptor 52-like. The transcript has a single exon. NCBI's taxonomy places the organism in Eukaryota, Metazoa, Chordata, Mammalia, Rodentia, Muridae. Gene Ontology annotation, molecular function: pheromone receptor activity. Gene Ontology annotation, cellular component: membrane. The record is from RefSeq and is a predicted model, not a curated record. Gene Ontology annotation, biological process: G protein-coupled receptor signaling pathway.